This is a messenger RNA of Bactrocera latifrons, 3437 nucleotides long. It is a transcript of the gene spin, whose product is annotated as protein spinster. Gene Ontology annotation, cellular component: membrane. NCBI's taxonomy places the organism in Eukaryota, Metazoa, Arthropoda, Insecta, Diptera, Tephritidae. The record is from RefSeq and is a predicted model, not a curated record. Gene Ontology annotation, biological process: transmembrane transport. Gene Ontology annotation, molecular function: transmembrane transporter activity. The transcript is spliced from 9 exons. The coding region runs from base 513 to 2384 and encodes 623 amino acids.
GAGUAAAAUUGUUGGACUUUCAUAUCGAGUCGGCAGUUGUUUUUACACUUCUCUCGCGUUUAGUUGGCAAAUUUUAAAAUAAGUGAAUUAAUAGGAACGCCGACUUGCGGGAAAUAUACYUUUUCUAUUAUUACAUUGCUUACAUUUUAAAACAUUGUGAAUAUUMAAAGAUUUAAAAAUAAUAUAGUGUGACCUAUCAAGGGAUAUCGCACCUAUUUAAGUAGAGAAUAAAAAUUAUACAUAAAACCAAGGUCAGUGAAUAAGGUACGAAAUUGAAAGCAAGAUUUCGCUAAAACAGAGCAAAUAAAGGAACGUCAAARAAAUUUAUGUUCGAGUCAAAUUUCUGCAAAGACCGCUAAAAUUAGGAAACAAUAGGAAUUACGAAAUUSUUCUGCAUAAAAUAGUGAAGUAAAGUAUAUAAAUUUGUAACGCAGAUCAUAAUUGCUGCGGUGUACGUGUGCGCGCGGUUAUUAAUUUAGACUGUUUGGAAUUUUUGUAAAAAUUCCACGUGAAUGUCUUCACAAUCGUCGGCUCGUUAUUUGCCAAUAACCAAAAUGGACAAUCCCGCUUUGUCUGGGUCCAGUGGUGAUGUGGAGGCCGAUAGUAAUUCUGUGGAAGCUAGUCUACCCGCCACCUGUUCGUCGCAGCAAUUAAUGCCUCCAAAUUCAGACACGGAUAGCGUUGUUGUACAACCGCCAACUACCGGCAUCACGAGAACACAAUGGUUCACAGUGGUGGUGUUGUGCUUUGUGAAUUUAAUCAACUAUAUGGAUCGCUUUACUAUAGCAGGUGUUUUAACAGAUAUUCAAGCAGAUUUUAAAAUUGGUGACGAUGAUGGUGGUCUGCUACAGACCGCUUUUGUGCUCUCAUAUAUGGUUUGUGCGCCACUUUUUGGUUACCUCGGCGAUCGUUAUUCGCGUCGUUGGAUUAUGGCAAUCGGUGUUCUGUUAUGGUCGACAACAACGUUGCUUGGCUCAUUUAUGGGCGGCUUCGGUGGUUUCAUCACAUUCCGCGCGUUAGUGGGUAUAGGAGAAGCGUCGUACAGUACCAUAGCGCCCACCAUUAUCUCCGAUUUGUUCAUACACGAUUUGCGUUCGAAAAUGUUGGCGUUAUUCUAUUUCGCGAUUCCAGUUGGUUCAGGAUUUGGUUACAUUGUCGGCUCGGAGACUGCGCGCUUGGCCAAUAACUGGCGUUGGGCGCUCCGUGUCACACCCAUCUUGGGCAUUGUGGCCGUUGUGCUGAUUAUAUUGAUCAAAGAGCCCGAGCGUGGUGAGAGCGAAGGCUCACCACAUUUGGAACCCACCAGCUACACAGAGGAUAUUAAGGACUUGGUGAAGAAUCAUUCUUUUAUGCUUUCGACAGCCGGUUUCACUUGCGUUGCCUUCGUAACUGGCGCGCUCGCCUGGUGGGGACCUAAAUUCAUUUAUCUAGGCAUCAAAAUGCAGCCAGGCAACGAGGAGCUGUCGCUGAAUGACGUUUCGUUACGUUUUGGCGUUAUUACAAUGGUAGCUGGUCUAAUUGGCGUGCCACUCGGUCCAAUAGUGUCACGUGCGGUUGCCAGUUACAAGAACAACGCCGAUCCCUUGGUAUGCGCCUAUGGAUUAUUCUUUAGCUCAUUUUUCCUUGCUGCCGCGAUGCUGUUUGUCACAAAAUACGUGGUUCUGUCSUAUAUUUUAAUGUUCAUCGGUCAAUUAUUUUUGAAUCUAAAUUGGGCACUAGUGGCUGAUAUUUUACUGUAUGUUGUCGUGCCGACACGCCGUUCCACCGCCGAAGCCUUCCAAAUUCUGGUCUCGCAUGCAUUAGGUGAUGCUGGCAGUCCCUACUUCGUUGGCUUGCUCUCUGAAGGAAUCAAGCGACAUUUGCGAACCACUACCUCUCAAACUAGUGAGUUUAGUUUGGGUAUACCUAGCAUGUCACUGACUUUAGAAGACAGUAGUCAAAAUAUUACCGACAGUUUAUUGUCAAGUAAUGCCACAACAGAAAGCACGAAUCUCUUAGCGCAGGCUGCCAGCGUAGUAAGUGAAAAUGUCGCAACAUUGAUAGGGAAUGCCACAAGCUUAUUACAGCAAAAUGCCACCGAUUUCGUCAGUGAAUUACGUGAAGAAAAACUACUCGAAAUUAACUUGGAGGACACCGAUAUUAACAGUUUCAAAGCGCUGCAAUAUUCACUUUUUUCCACAAGUUUUAUUGAAGUUUUGGGUGCUGUUUUCUUCUUUUUAACUGCCAUCUACAUAUUGAAGGAUAAGCGUCGAGCAACGCGUUCMACACUUGUUUACGAAUUAAACGAUGUUAGCAAUACAGCUAAUAAAAUUAAACAAAUCGAUUUCGAAGAUUCCGAAUGUAUCGUCCUUUGUACUGAUAUUUCGCAAAUACAACGUGCUUAAGGAACAAAAUUAAUAGCAAAAGUUUAUUUGCGUCAAAAAAUAUUCAGAUUUGCCAUUAUUGGGCUUAAUCGCAGUCAAGCAGCUGAGCAGUGAAGUGCACUGCCAUUAAAUUAUGCUAAUGAAUAAUUGAUAUGCCAGUUAUCCAAACAGCCAGCCAAUCAACCCACAAGCAAUCGACAUAUAAGAACCACAUAACCCGCCUAAGYUGGGGAUGUGUUGCGCAGAAGGCAAACAUACAUACAUAUGACUGAAAUAUUAGUUUUAACUAAUUAUUUUGUAGUAGUAAUGAUGAUCAUAGAAUCAUGUGUGCCUCAAGAAGUGGAUGUGUUCCUAUUAGAAUCGUGUAAAUGGAUUAUAAUGCAAACAUCUAAUCAUUCAACAUCAAACAUACAUUAUGAAACGCAUGUACAUAUAUACAAAAAAUAAACAUUUAUCAUUAUCAUUUAGCAAACACCAUUAAUCGUUAAGAUGAUUCCUAUUGUGUAUUUAUUUGUAUUAUAAUUUUGAUAUUGUCAAAAUGUAAARGUUUGUUAAAUGCGCCACAUAAAAACAUAUCUCAUAUCACAUAUACAUAYGUGUGUGCAUGUUCAGUGGAUGCAUGGGCAUAGAUGAGCGCUGCGCGGUUAUGAGUGAAAAUUGCAUACGCCUGUGUAUGUGGUCGAAAGCUCAGUGAUAGAAAUCAUAAGAAUAACUAUAGAAAAAAACAAACACCAAUUUUUAAGUGCAAAUACAAAUUGUAUAUUUUUCUGAAUAGUAUUUAGUAAUUUUAACUUUUGGUUUAUUACAAUUUUAUACUCACGAAAACACUCAUUGUCCUGGGCGGUGCACAUGCUAAUUUUACCGCUUUAUGACAUACAUAUUACAUACAUAUGUAUAUACAUAUAUGUAUGUUAUUAUUAUUAUUUUUUUUAAUUUUUAAAUAUGUCUACGCAGACAGCAAGCAUUGUAUAAAGAGAAGUGUAGGUACUAAAUGCACAUUAGGUAUAUACACAAAUUAGUUAGCAUUACAAUAAUUAGAUAAAAACUAAUUUCUAAAUAAACUAGUGGAAUAAG